Acanthaster planci (crown-of-thorns starfish) is the source of this 6927-nucleotide messenger RNA. RefSeq lists its product as uncharacterized. Lineage: Eukaryota; Metazoa; Echinodermata; Asteroidea; Valvatida; Acanthasteridae. The record is from RefSeq and is a predicted model, not a curated record. Gene Ontology annotation, molecular function: protein binding.
AGGUAGAGGACACUAUCGUCAGAAACGAAGACGCCAAUUAUAAUUUCAAUUUAAACCAUUUUUGCGCGCCAUACAAAAGAGAGCACGUACAGACUCCUAAGAAUCCAACUUCGUGAAUCAAGUUACCUGGUAUGGGUGGUGUGAUGAGAGCUUUCUAAGUUUCUCUGUCGUAUGCUGUGAAUGUUCGAUGCUGAAGUCCGGAAAGGGAAUUGUCGGGACAUCCAAGGAUGAUUCACAGGAAGAUCGGGGUCAGGCCUCAAAUUCAACGUCUGCACAUCUCUGACAACAUUCAGCUCUGCAAUGUCCUUACACUUGAAGAAAAUGGUGUUCACAAAGACGAAAUCAUCUCAGUCCGUCCAUCAACUGAUGACGCAACUCAGGAAGGAUCAAAAGAAAAUUACCAACCUAAAGACGAAGUUGAAAGACUCCAUCCAGAGAAAAAUGAUGAAACAAGAGCAGAGGGGCAGAGCAAACAAAAGGAAGUACCAGAAAUCGAGGAACAAAAACUGAGAAAGGAGAAAGCUUGUAACAUAGGAAAACCUUGGCCUUCCCGGUCUGUGAAACGGAGGUUGCAGAUCUUUGUCCGGAGUCCCCUUCUUCAUGGACUCAAGACAUUUUGUUUCCAUCUGGAUCCGGAGACAUCCAUCUCAUCUUUGAAAGAUUUAAUAAACAGUAAGAUCAACGUCCAGCCCAAACAUCAGUGUCUACAUAUCCGGAGAACUUUUUGUAACUUCCAGCUUGAUGACUUGCUCACACUCGACGACUGCGGGAUUCAACAAGACGAAACUAUCUUCCUCCGUCUUUCAACUGUCGGCCUACUGGGUGGUGGACGAAAAGAUCCAAAUGAUGUGACAAAACAAAAGACUGGCAACAAGGCGAACGUACCGGCUGGAUCACAAGAGAAAUCUGAACGAAGAGAACAGCAGAGCCCCGGGUAUGAAGCUCAAGACUCUUCAGCAAAGAUGAUGGAAACAUCCGAGGGAAAGAGUCCAACACAGCAAAAUGUAAAAUUGAGUGUCCGGGAAGAGGAUUCUCUCCAAAAGACAUCUCCAGAGAGAGCUGGACUUGGAGUGGGAACAAUCGGCAGUCUAAACAGGCCUCAGUCUGGACUUGGAGUGGGGACAAUCGGCAGUCUAAACAUGCCUCAGUCACAGGAAGAACAGAUGGAAGAGACUAUGACUCCGCAACUCGCAUCAGCAGCAUUAGAUGAUUGGAAGGGAAAGACUUUUGCUGGGGAUCAUGCACAUGAUAAUGACCAACCUAGACACCUCACAGGAAAGCAGGAAAAGGGUCAGAUCAGUAGUUCAAAUCGGAAAGAAAAUGCCACAACACUAGGGAGACCACAGAUGCAGCCAGACGACCAGUGUAAGAUCAGAGCACAGAGCCCUCAGUUAUACCAAGCUUCCAAUCCAGACACUCAUCGAAUACAUGCACUGGUGUCACAUGAGGAGAAGGAAGCCGGACGUCAAGUUAGAAGUGAAGCUACGGAGAGGGGAGACACAACAAAACCUAAUCACCACUUAACUGAACAUAGCAGACAAGAAGAGCCUGUCUAUGCAGACAGGCAGGACCAGCAUCCGGUUGGCCCGAGAAACCUGAUACCAGCCGUGCAAGCGAGACAGCAGCAGACUGCAAAUUCAGAUCUGAGCAGCCAAGCCUUAGCACCAUGGAAAGACACACCUCCAUUAUCUGAAGUGCAGAAAGGCAUGGCUUGGCAGAAAGUUUCAGUGGACCUCGCUGUCAGUGGUAGCAACAAUCCUACUUUCCUUGGGCCCGUUCAUAACCCAACUAUUCAUUUCACUCAAAAUGUGACUCUGCCAAGACCGAGCUCAGAGUCCCCAAGGUUGUCGAUAGCAACAGAUGUAGUGAGGAACGAGCUGAAGGACGACAUCAAUACACUCCUUUUAUUGAAAUCACUGACAAACGUCACCAAGAAACACGGAAAGGCAUAUAUGCUUGAUGUGUUCUAUGCCUUUAUAGAUUCAUUGGACGGACAGGUUGAACAAGUCAAAUCUGGAUCUAUCACCUUUGUUGUUCGCAUCUUGAGUCGCGUUGGAUUGGAGAAACUGUGGACAAUGUACGUCACCGGAGAACUUGCAAUGAAACUGACGGAGAUUUUCAUCACGGAUGAAUUAACAACAGAAGAUAAGACUGACUUGUCCAUCCAGGUGACUAUACCGGAAAGUGACUAUGAACAGGCCUGUAGAUUCUUUGAUGAGCUGGAAAGUACAAUGGAUGAAGUUCGUGGAAGGGAUGUAAGCAGGAAGACGGAAAUCCAUGAAAAGCAGUUUGGAAAGGACAUCUCAUUAACGACCUUUCGCAGUCCUCAUUCAGCUGGAAAUGCCGUGGAUAGAUUCGAAGAGGCAACAAAGGCAUCACAUGCGACCUCAGGUCACGAAGACGACGUAACCAUCAAGGGGGAAAUGCCGCAAAAACAGUUUCUGCUAACCAGCUCAGAAACAAGAGCUUACGGUGGCGAUCCAGCCGAGCAUGCUGCGGAUAGAUGUGGAGAGGCAUUGAGGGCAUUGUACACGACCACAGGUAGCUAUGCACAAAUGAUCAAAUGGGUAGACGACAAAACUAAGCAGGUGAUUGUACCAAAGCUCCUGUUUGGAGAAAGUGACAAAAGAAUACAAAAUUAUGAAGAUAUAUUCCACAUGAAAACCUCAGAGCGUGGUCCAGCUGAAGUGGUCGUUCUUACUGGAAAAGAUGAUAAAGAAAGGUCCUUUCUCUUGGAAAACAUUGCAUACGAUUGGGCAGCUGGUUCCAGUUCCAUACUCCAAAAGUUUAAACUUGUUGUUUUGCUGCAAAUGGGAGCCUUUCAAGAAGAGUCUGACUUUGUUGACACAAUUUAUGAUCAACUGUUGUGGCAGCACAGAGAUAUCAACAAAGACGACUUACUCUCUUUUAUUGACGCCAAGUCUCACGAGAUGCUGCUCCUUCUGGACAAUUUUGACAAGUUACCGUUCCAUGAGCUUGUUGAGACUAAAUUCGGUUCUGUUCGCCAAAUACUACGUCGCAUGGUAGCAAGUGGGUCAACGGUGUUAAUAACAACAUAUCCAAACAAAAUUCAAGCCUUGGUGGACAAAUCACUGCUCCAAGAACCUUAUAUCCAUGUGGCUCUUCCAGGGGUCUUUGGAGACCGAAUUGAGGAGUUUGUUAGCCAAAUUUGCUCAGAAGAAACAGGCCAGGCUGAAACUCUCCUAAAGAGAAUCAAAUCUUCAAAGCAUCUCUCAGAUUUGGCAAAGGACAUGAAGUUGCUACUCCUGCUGUGUUUGGUCUCAAAACACUCUACGCUGCCUGAAACACUGACACGCGUGUUUGAUGAGGUAGUGAGAUACAUAUUCACAAGACGCUUAAAUAUGUCACAGGAAGAAAUAUCCGGAGUAGUAAAUGCCAUUGGUAAGACAGCCCUUGGCGACCAUCAUGAGACGCCUCUUGAUGAGACUCGCCUCGGUAAGACUCGCCUCGGUAAGACUCCCCUUGGUGACCUUGGUUUCGUUUACGAUUGGCAAUGGUAUGUAUCCCAAAGAAGAGAGUUUACAGAGAAGGAAUUUAAGAGAGGGGCUCUUGAUAAGGCCCUACAAGCUGGUUUCCUUUCUCGGCAACCGAUCCCGAGGGGAGAGGUAUCUGAGCAAUACGGCAUACGAUUUAUUCAUAAAAGAAUGCAAGACUUUUGUGGAGCUAAAUACUGCCAAAGUUUAUUUGACAACGACACAAAAAAGUUUCAGGAGAUACUUGAUCGACAUUCCAAAAAUCGGGAGUUCUUGUUGUUCCUGUGCGGCGAUAAUGAGCAGUGUGCAAGACACGUCCUGGGUUUCUUGCAUACGGAGAAGGCACAGAGAAGGCCACUGAUGAGGGCUGAGGGGAAACUCACUGUGGACACGGGUUCUCAAUCGCGUACAGAUUUUGAGUUAGCUCUGAAUUGUUACUUCGAGAGUCAGUCAACUGAUUUAUUUUCAGUGGACUUCAUCGAUUCACUGAUUACAGAAGAAAUGACCAUAGACUAUAAAAAUAAUGACUCCUUACACUCAGUCAUGUGGAUUCUGGAGCACAUCUCGAAACAUGACCGAGGACGUGAUUUUCUUGCGCGAGUACGUUCACUGACCGUCUCCGAGUGUAACCCAGCAAGAUCUAGCAAGGCCUUUGGUUCGUCGUUGGCUGAAAUGAAAGGUCUGUGUUCCCUUCAGCUUAAUACGUGCAUACUGACUGACUGCGACGUCAGUCAGAUUUUAUCAUCAGUUGGAAAGGCAGGCAACUUGACUGAGCUGGUUGUGUCAAACAGCCUCGGCUUGGAUGAUAAUGCAGAGACGUGGGCGUCCAGUCUGAAUACCAUAAUUCACCUGAAAUCGCUCACUUUAAGCUCAUGUAAUAUAAAUGCGCAAGAUUUCACGCAUGUUGCGAGAUGGCUGGUGGAACCAUUAGAUCUAACGUAUCUCAACCUGUCAAACAAUGGGGAAUUGGGUGGCACUGCAAACGUAUGGGCCCUCCACUUGAAAUUUCUUAAGAGCCUCAAGAAACUUGAUUUGAGUUCGUGUGAAAUUGAGAAACAAGACAUGAAGUACAUCACUGCAUCGGUUGGAGUAUUGCAACAUUUAUACGAUCUUGACCUCUCAGGUAACAAGGCUUUAGGUGGCUGCGCAGGCGCAUGGGCGACUAGUUUGAAGAACAUGGUUCACCUGGAGACGUUAAGAAUGGCGAAUUGCAACACAGACAGGCGCGAUGUCACUCACCUAGUAAAGACAAUCAGUCUUAUGGCCAAUUUGAUGGAAUUUGAUUUUGGUAGUGGUGAGGCAGAGCUGCGAGUCUGUUCAUCGGACGAGGGCACACGACUGACAAUUGGAAAGUUCUCAUUUUUUGUCACGGAUGUGGUGGAGAUUUUACAGUCAUUGAGCAAUCGGGAGGAUUUAGUCGCUGUGACCCUCCACGACAUUUACGGUGUGAGUGGCUCCGCGGCCUUUUGGGCCUCCAACUUGAAAAAGCUGACACACCUCGGGGAGUUAAAUCUCAGUGCGUGUAUUCUGCUGAGCACAGAUAUUGGACACCUUGCUGCGGCCGUGAGUCAAAUGCCCGCCCUGAAAGAACUCAAAUUGGAGGGCAACUUGCAUUUGGGGGGCUCAGGGAGAGAGUGGGCUCCCAGUCUGACGGAAAUGGUCCACAUUCUUAGUCUUAGACUGGGUUCGUGUGAUCUGCAAAGCGCCGACAUUCCACACAUUGCUGCCGCCCUAAGUCGACUACCAAAUUUGCAAAACGUCGACCUCAGAGGGAAUAAACUCUUACGUGGUUCUGCAGAAACGUGGGCUCCUAGUUUGAAAGAAAUGGAGCAUGUUCGUUUGAUAGAAUUGGGUGGUUGUUCAUUAACGGAUGAAGAUUUGGAACACGUUUCUAAGGUAAAGAGAAGUGGUGUCAACCUUGAGACCGAUUAAAGAGACAUGGUCUUGGGACACCUCGUUCAAUAAAGGUUCCCACGUCAUGUAUCUUUCCUGCUAAUUCAAGGGCUUAAAAGCCAACCUUCCCUCGGAUCAAGUCUUGAGACACUCAUAUAAUAAGUGCUGUAUAAACUGCUAUGUAUAUCGAGUUCAACGUCACACUGAAAAUCCGUACCAAAAUGAAAGAAAACUGCCAGGAAUCCAGUCACUAGUCACCGACACUAGUGUUUUAUAAGAGAAAAACAUAACCAUAUUAAGAACUCUGCACUUGAUAAAAUUUUGCACUUCACCAUGUCCCAUGCCACACGCUCUCUUCCCAGUAAAAAGUGGCAACUUUGGCCAAGUACGAUCUGGAUGAAGUAGAAUAUUGAUUUGUUGCCAAUGAAAAAUGUACGUUCUAUAAAGUGAAUACUUUGUGCUAAUAAAAUAAACGUUUUGAAUAAUGCAAGCAUGAAAUAAUGAAAUUAAGGAAUUACAGGUUAUAGACUACAAUGUAAGAUAUGGUUAUGAGUGAAUAAGGAACAAAUCGACUAAGAACGAGAAUAGUAAUUAGGCCCAUGCUACAUUUAUAUUUCGAAAGGUAAGGAAUGUAGGAUUUACCGAUCAAACACAACGUGUAAGAGGUUGUUUUAUGUGAAUUAUAAAGAACUUCAUUUUACACUGACAUUGUGUGAAUGAAUUCUCAGCAAUUACAGCUCUAUAUCAGAAGUUUACUUUUUUUUCGUUAGCAACGCGCCAUUGAGAAAGGGCUGCCAAAGGUAAAUAGAAAAGUAAAUGAAGUUCGUUGGUGUCAAACUAGGCACUAAACGUCGCGCUUCCUUCACAUCAGUACUUUAGAUCGUGUAGGCUUCACCAUUUUAUACAUAUAUGUAUAUUUUGAAGGUAAACGGUAUAUUGGUGAGUUGUGGACAAUAACAGGGAAGAUGUGCCAGAUGUGAUGCCCUUUUUACACAUAACUUACUUUCAGUGCUUGUAUAUUAUUACGACUGCAUGGGACCUAUCUUAAUUAUUUGAAGACAGUUUGUAAUGCUCUACUACAUUUGGGCCGUUUUGACUAGCACAAAGGGGUUGGCGGAGGGACAGUCAAGUGAAAGUGUAAUAGUGCUGAUAUGUUUAUGUAAUCUUUGCCCGUAUUAUUUUCAUACUAACUUUUAAAAUAUUUCAAAUUAUAUUAUCAUAAUGGUGACCACUGGUGUUGGUGUUGAUUGUCUUUCUGUUUGAAACACUGUUUCCGUAAAGUACCCGGCUUUGUAUAGUAAUCGAUAUAAACGAUACAAAGGGAACACAUGGGACUUUGACAAGAGCUUUACAUUGAUGCAGUUUGAAAUUUAAUACAUUUUGUCAGAUUUGAUUAAUUUUGAGAUAAUGUAGAAAAUUUUGUAACAACAAUUUUACAUUUCGUCUUAUUCGAGGCCAAGAAUAUUUGAAUAACGUCAUUUUUCUGAAUCAGUGUCUGUUAAAAUUAAUUUUGUCGCCGAAAUGAAGUACAUGUAUAUUA